AUGUGGGAUACGGUCAGCGCCUUUAUAGCUCGUUUAGUUUCACGAUUUCCGGGAACUUCAAUAUGUGGCAGUAUCCUCAUAUGUCUCGUCUUAUCCGCUGGUCUUCAUCGGAUGCGAUUUGAGCAAGACAUUCGCAAGUCUUUUUCUCCCGAUGAUUCCAUCAGCGGACAAGAAACUCGUACAUAUCUCGAAUUCUACAAUCUGACCGAAUUCCCUCAGCGAGCAUUUGUGAUACUUUCAGCCAGAGAUGGUGGCAAUAUUCUACGGGAUGAGGUUGUUGACGAGGUAGUGCGGUUUGAUCAAGUAAUGACGGACUCCCUAUCAGAUCGAGUGAAGAUGCCAGAGCGAAGUUGUCAUCCACUUUGUCAGCUGAAUAGACCAUUUCAUAUGGUAUUGAAAGAGCUGAGGUCAAACGAAACAGACCCAAAUCGACAAUUAGGCUAUCCAGAUUGCCAUUUUCAUGGUCAACCACUGUUUAUCGGCAUGCAUUUUCACGAUGCCCAUGUCCCUCCAGGAAGCAACAAAUUAGAAGCAAAAUCAAUCAUCUUAUGGUAUUUCUCUCGGGUGGAUACUCCAGAAAGAAAGCGUAUCUACAAGGAAACCACGCUCAAUCUAUUCCGUGUCAGUAACGACGGCUCAUUUUCUGAUCUCAUUGAUUUUCGUAUAUUUGGCGAUGAAAUCGCUAACUCUGAAAUGGUUCGAGGUGCUCUUGAGGCCACAUUCUUAAUGUCCAUAGGUUUCGUAUUUUUACUUAUUUUUGUGAUUGCUGUCAUUUGGCGACAAAGCUCACUUCGUGCUACUCCUUUCCUCGUGGCUGUGACCUUGUUGACUCCAUUUCUGGCAACAGUCUCGGCUUUUGGAUUGUUGUCAUGGUUGAGGUACCCAAUCUAUUCGAUGCAAUGUGUCACACCAUUUUUGGUGCUAGGGAUUGGUGUUGACGACGCUUUCAUACUUAUCCACCGAUGGAAACACCGUUCAGAUAUCACAGAUCACUCAGCGCGCUUGACACAGGUCAUUGUCGAUGUUGGUCCUUCGAUCACUAUUACCUCACUCACUAAUAUCAUUGCUUUCGGAGUUGGAACUUUCACUCCCACACCUCAGAUGUCCCUGUUCUGCUUGGCCACCUCUAUCGCUCUACUUAUCGACUACAUCGUGACAUAUACUAUUCUAGCACCGGUUGUGUAUCUAUGCAGCGAUAAAAAGGAUUAUCAACCAGCUUUACCAUCAAAACCUACUGGAAACGAUCUUCUGAGCAGGUAUUCUCGUCUACUGUGCUCGGUAAAUGGUCGCUUGUUAUGUGGUAUAUUCCUCAUAACUAUUUACACAAUCUCAGCAGCUGGAGUUUACAACAUGAAGUCAACAUUCGAACCAGCAAAAGCUUUCCCUUCUGAUUCACCUCUUGUAAUAAGCUUAAGGAAAAUUAGGCCAGUCUUCAACACCUACUUCCCCGUGAAUGUUUAUGUUAACCAUCCUCCUAAUAUCUCAAACGAAGAGCAGCACGCCAACUUCUACAGUAUGAUAUCUGAGCUGAGAAAAGUUGAAGGAUGGAAUCGAACAAUGUUAUUCCUCGAUUCUUACGAAGAUUUCGACAAGAAGGUAACGGACAUGGCCAGAUCGAUAUUCUUCGUUUCUGAUCAGGACUAUAAACCAAGUCUGCAUAAUUUGCAAUUUUGGUUGGAUAAAGUUGGAAACCCACCCAACAUCAGAUAUGUUAGGGAUAACGCAACUGACGAAGGACGGCUCACUUCAUUCUCAUUUAUGAUUCUGGGUAAAGGAAUGGCGGAAUGGGCAAAUCGAGCGCAUUUUGUCCAUGGUGUUCGAGAAGUAUUGGCUGAAAAUACAAGAUGGAAUGCGACGCUAUUUGAUUGCGAUUCAGCAGUAUUGGCGCUAAUACUUACGGUUGGAAAGGAUCUCAUCGGUUCCAUAGCUGCUACGGUUGCAUGCAUGGCUGGUAUUUGCUUGCUUUUUGUAAAUAACCGAAUGGGUGUGCUAAUAAUCACCUACACUAUCGCAUCUAUAUGCUUCUGUCUGGUCGGUCUGCUCUCAUGGUGGGGAGCCGACCUUGAUCCGGUCACUCAAGUAGACGUUCUUUUGGCUACUGGAUUCAGCGUUGACUACACGGCUCAUGUCGCAUUCCAAUUUUAUCGAUGCCGUGGAUCAUCUCUAGAAAGAGUGGCAAGCAGUUUGGGUGAAAUGGCAGCACCGAUGAUUCAGGCGGGUCUUUCGACUUUCCUCUGCAUGUUGCCACUGAUAUUUGUGCCCACCUAUGCCAUCGUGGCUUUUGCCAAGACUAUUUUCAUCAUAGUUGGCAUUGGACUUAUACACGGCUUAUUUGUACUUCCUGUACUGCUCGCUGCUGCUGCACGAACAAGUCCACCUCCCUUGCCAAUUGACAUCAAAGCAGAACAUCUUCUCGAGAACGAGUUGACACAACAAUAG
This is a messenger RNA of Cylicocyclus nassatus, 2439 nucleotides long. The record is from the annotation of a GenBank genome assembly. NCBI's taxonomy places the organism in Eukaryota, Metazoa, Nematoda, Chromadorea, Rhabditida, Strongylidae.